Messenger RNA from Pseudophryne corroboree (corroboree frog), 1419 nucleotides. Its product is annotated as IgGFc-binding protein-like. Lineage: Eukaryota; Metazoa; Chordata; Amphibia; Anura; Myobatrachidae. The record is from RefSeq and is a predicted model, not a curated record. The coding region runs from base 1 to 1419 and encodes 472 amino acids. The transcript is spliced from 6 exons.
AUGGCCGCAGACAUAGGAGGUCACAUUGGUUUGCAUCAGGCUGUCAUGUUGAGUUCAGUAUAUGACAAGAAAUGGGUUGGUGGAAAUCCAUUGAGUACAGGAGAAUUACCAUUAACUGGAUGGAUAGCAGACAUGACUGAUAACGGAAAAAGCUCUGAAGACCAAGUUACUUCUAUUGGGAAAAAAUUUAUUACAGCAUUUCUGCAGAACCAGGAUUUUACGGAAAUACCUCAACGAGAAAUUCUUGUGACUGGCAUUUCACCUAUCACCACAGUUAUUUUCACUCUUAUGAACUCUAAUUUUAGUAAGGUUAUGAAGAUUGGCAAACAUGAAUCUGUAACAUUUGCUAUCACAUCUAUUGGUGAGCUAAAAGGAACAGCAUUAUGUCCACAUGCUGUGCUGAUUAUAGCUGAUGCAGAUAUCACUGUGAUGUCACGUAAUUACAGAAACAACAGUGGUGAUAUGACCUUAAUUUACCCUGUUCAUCAGUUAGGAUUUGAAUAUUUUAUAAUUACCCCUCAAAAGGGGCCUGAAAAUCAAUAUAAAGAAUUCUUAGUGGUUUCGUAUGAAAAACAAACAACUGUUGACAUCUAUCUCAAAGGUACUAUAAAUUAUAAUGGGACUAAUUAUUUAAAGGGUGACAAGAUGACACUGAACCUUGAACCUUUCAAUAUUAUUCAAAUUCAGAGUAAAGAUGAUCUCUCAGGCACUAAGGUUGUAUCUCAGCAUCCUGUUGCUGUCAUUACUGGGCACACAUGUGCUGAGAAUAAAAUAGGCUGUUCUCAUGUCUAUGAACAGCUCCGGCCCGUUGAAAGUUGGGGAUCCUCAUUCUUUAUCCCAGGCUUAUCUUUCCAGACUAACCAUGACAAUAUUUUAGUUAUGGCUUCUCAAAACACUUCCAUUCAUUAUAAAUCUGGAGAGAAAAAAGUGUCAAAAAAUGUGGAAUCUGGAGAAUUGAUUCAGAUUAAUGUCUGUCGGUCUUCACCACUGACCAUAAACAGCAAUAGUAGCAUUCAGGUUUUGCUUUAUAGCAUCAGUGGGACAUCGAAUCACAAACCUAUUGGUUCAUUUCUAACUAUUAUACAAGCCAUUAAAUCAUUUGGCAUUAUUUAUAACCUCAUAGGACAGAAUACAUUUGAAUCUAAUGUAGCAGUUUUUACAAUCAAGACGUCAAGUGUUCCUGGUAUUACUUUUGAUGGGAGGUCUCCAACAAAUAUUGAGUGGAAAAAAUUCCCUGGAUCUGAAUAUUCCUGGGCAGAAUAUAACUAUGGCAGUGGCUUCAGCUUUCAUACUGUCCAGCACUCUACAGAACCCUUUGGACUUCUCAGCAUUGGUUACUCAAUGAACAUGGCCUAUGGAUUUGUGGCACCCUGCAUUAAAGCAAAUAUAAAAAUAAAAUGUUUUGAGACAAAUGUAUAA